Messenger RNA from Thunnus maccoyii (southern bluefin tuna), 2930 nucleotides. RefSeq names its product syntaxin 5A (gene stx5a). Gene Ontology annotation, cellular component: SNARE complex; Golgi membrane; endomembrane system. Gene Ontology annotation, biological process: endoplasmic reticulum to Golgi vesicle-mediated transport; vesicle fusion; intracellular protein transport. Gene Ontology annotation, molecular function: SNAP receptor activity; SNARE binding. NCBI's taxonomy places the organism in Eukaryota, Metazoa, Chordata, Actinopteri, Scombriformes, Scombridae. The transcript has 12 exons. The coding region runs from base 282 to 1271 and encodes 329 amino acids. The record is from RefSeq and is a predicted model, not a curated record.
ACGUCAAUGCCGGAAACGACCCGGAUCGUAACUUUAAACUCCUGGCUUGGUUUAGUUUCUGCCAGAAACAUCGAGGGCUCCCGAAAAAUGGUCUAAUAUCAAUUCAAACAUGCAUGUUCAAAUGUCCAUGAAGGAUACCCCACCUUGGAUGUGAGUUUAGUCCAAACACUGGGAAGGUCUACCUGUUUAUCCAUCAGACAGACCCUCAGGAGGAGGAGGACCGGGAAGUCGCAGGUGGUUUUUUGUCUCUGGCUGGCUGGUGAGCAUUAACCGGCCACAGGAUGACGUGUCGUGACCGGACCCUCGAGUUCCAGUCAGCCUGCAAGUCUCUCCAGGGCAGACAGAAUGGAGUCCAGCCCAGUAAACCAGCUCUCAGCGCGCUCAGGCAGCGCAGUGACUUCACAGUCAUGGCCAAGAGAAUUGGGAAAGACUUGAGCAAUACAUUUGCCAAACUGGAAAAACUCACUAUUCUGGCAAAAAGAAAAUCUCUAUUUGACGACAAGGCAGUGGAGAUUGAGGAGCUAACGUACAUUAUUAAACAAGACAUCAACAGCCUAAACAAACAGAUAGCACAGCUGCAAGACUUGGUGAGGUCUCGUGGAGCUCCGGGUGGCCGACAUAUCCAAACCCACUCUAACACUAUAGUGGUGUCUUUACAGUCUAAACUGGCUUCAAUGUCCAAUGACUUCAAAUCAGUCCUAGAAGUCAGAACAGAGAACCUGAAACAGCAGCGCAGCAGGAGAGAGCAGUUCUCCCAGCCUCCCGUCUCCUCUUCUCCUCUGAUGGCCAACAACUUCAGGAGCCGCAAAAAAGGGGCCCAGGAGCCGCAUGCAGGUCGCGAGCUGCGCAAUGACUACCAGGGCUAUACAACCUCAAAUUUAAAAGAGAGCUCAGUCUUGAUGCAGGAUGAGUCCAGGAGUCUGGGGGAUGUGGCCAUCGACAUGGACUCUCAGACCAAUCCCCUGCAACUCCAGCUUAUUGAUGAGCAGGAUUCGUACAUCCAGAGCCGUGCAGACACCAUGCAGAACAUUGAGAGCACCAUCGUGGAACUGGGCUCAAUAUUCCAGCAGCUGGCACACAUGGUCAAGGAGCAAGAGGAGACCAUCCAAAGGAUCGAUGCCAACGUUGAAGACACGCAACUGAACGUGGAAGCGGCCCACACGGAGAUCCUCAAAUACUUCCAGUCAGUCUCCUCCAACCGCUGGCUGAUGAUCAAGAUCUUUCUCGUCCUCAUCAUCUUCUUCAUCGUCUUUGUUGUCUUCUUUGCUUAAAGAAAAGAGGAGCGGCUGAGGAGAGCGGGGGCGGGGAAAGCACAUGGAGGGAGGGGAAAUAAAGCUAAAGCAGGACUGAGACGAUGCGCCCAGACAACGUUUUUGAAGGACAGACUUCUCUAUCAAAGUGACGGUUUAACGGGGGCUUGAGAUCCACUUAAAAGAAUACAGACUGUCGGUUAUUCUCAAGCCACAGACUCUCGAUCUGAAUUCGACAAUAUGCAGUCGAGAAUGAAAAUGUUGAUGAAUAAAUUAUCUAAAAUCCCCUCUUUGUAUAGAGUGAGCAGAAUACUGCUCUGUAUUGUACUUUGACCAAUUAUACAUAAACAUUUAAUCAAAAUGGCUAUAAUUUAAUGGUUUGAUUCUGCAAACUGUCUUUUUUUUUUUUUUGUGUUUACUCCCUUUCCCACACGUCAUUCAUUAUUGUUAUUUCACAGCCAAACUACAAAACUGGAGUUUAUCAGAUUAUUUUGCUUCCUAGUUUACUCGACUACUUUGUAUUCAAGAGCAUGACUGUCUAACCUGUUUAUCAACAUUUUUUCACGCACCAGCAUUCAGUUAUGAUGUGAAAUCUUUUUUUUUUUUUUUAUUAGUUACUUUCUGUUUUGCUUUCAAAGUUUAUUUGCCAAAUGGGUACUUUAGGACUGUGACACAGUACGAAGACACUCGCUGAGGUCCAGAGUCUUGUGUCCUGGAGGCACAAGAAGGGCAGCGCAGCCGGCCGGAGGGAACGUCGCUGGUAUGAUCCAUGCAAGAACUGUAUGUUAUAACACUGUUAUAGAGGAAAAUGUUUGGACUGUCUGGUUGCCAGCCAGGAUGCAGAUUGAAAUGGUGUAAACCUCGCACAUUGAGUGCUGUAGGGAGACGAUUCAAGUAUUUGACAUCAGUGCUUAUGAAGGGGUUACGCUGGUUGUGAAAGCCCACUAAUAAAGUGACUAGAAUCAGCCAGAUUCCCUGGAAGUGUCUGGUUGGACGUCACUGUUGUAGUUGCUUCCCCUCUUUAUCUAUCUGAUGUACAGGAUGUUAUUUAAAUGACCACAGCUUUUUAAGAAGAAAAGACAUUCUUCCUAUUUUUUCCCCUGUCUGUUUUUUUUUUUUUCUUAGCCAAAUGCCUUGACUUCAAUGUAAAAAGUGCAAAUAGUGAUAAUGAUGUAUUGAUAAGAAAGUGCAUAUUAAUAAAACAAAAAUGGGGUGCUGGCUUUCACGGCUGAGAUUUUCUUGGGAUAAGAGGAUUAGUCAGCAGUGAUAUAAUUAGCCGCACUGGGCCAUGAGGUUAGUUAACUGAGACGUGUUAAGCAGAGCUGGUUAGUGCGAUGUGUUCAACAUAUUCUCACUUCGUAUUCCUUUUCCCUUUCUUUCAUCACGGUUCAGGACCCAGAAGGAUUCACCUUUGGGCUAAAAAUAAAGUGCAGUUUUCCCUGGCGGCUGCGAUAAAGUCAUAAAGGACUCGUGAAAGCUACCACACUUAAAAAGUGAACACUUAAAACAAAUGGACCAAAAUGCAAGAAUGCACGCAAAUGUAGUAGUUACAUUUUUUAACAAAAGGGAUCACGCAAAUAUUUUUGUGAAAAAAAGCUGUUUUAUUCACAGAGUAAUGACAACAUUGUAUCUUUUCCCCCAAAUCCUUUUCAUCCACAAUAAAAAAUACUUUAAAUGUGA